This is a messenger RNA of Penicilliopsis zonata CBS 506.65, 588 nucleotides long. RefSeq lists its product as hypothetical. Lineage: Eukaryota; Fungi; Ascomycota; Eurotiomycetes; Eurotiales; Aspergillaceae. Bases 168 to 506 code for a protein of 112 amino acids. The record is from RefSeq and is a predicted model, not a curated record. The transcript has 2 exons.
GUUACAUCGUCUCACCAUCACAUUGCAGUAGUCUAAUAGCCUGGUAGAUAUCUUGCCUCUAUAAACAUCGGUUAGGUCCUACUUCCUUACCACUUACCAAAUACACAUACCUUAUUGAAGUCCAUAACUAUCUCUGUCAUCUCUAUUUCACAUCCAUCACUCACAAAAUGAAGGCCUCCCUAUUCUUUCUUUCAAUCGUGGUCGCCUCUGCGGCAGCCCUCCCUGUUGUCCAGCGGGGGACUGACACUGCUGCCACCUACCCUGUCGCUGAAGAGGAUAUCGUCACUCGUGGGACUGACACUGCUGCCACCUAUCCUGUCGCUGAAGAAGAUAUCGUCACUCGUGGGACAGAUACUGCUGCCACCUACCCUGUUGCUGAAGAAGAUAUUGUCACCCGUGGCACAGAUACUGCUGCUACAUAUCCUGUAGCAGAGGAAGACAUCGUCACUCGUGGCACAGAUACUGCUGCUACUUAUCCUGUAGCAGAGGAAGACAUUGCUGUGUAACAAAUAUCAAAUAGACAUCAAGAGUAUAUAGAUGCCUCAAGUAGCCUGAAUGAUGAGCAGUAUGACUGCUGGUUCAAAUAUA